AUCGCCUCAGUCCCGAGUAUCUUUGUGUGAGCUCUGGCGCCUGGGCGGCUCGGUCACUGAUGUGCCUCCCCCUCUGCCCCUCCCAUUUUCUCUUCCCUCUAGGUCCUGGCCUGGCCUUCAUUGCAUACCCAAAAGCCGUGACCAUGAUGCCGCUGCCCACGUUUUGGUCCAUUCUCUUUUUUAUUAUGCUUCUCUUGCUUGGACUGGAUAGCCAGUUUGUUGAAGUCGAAGGACAGGUCACGUCCUUGGUCGAUCUUUACCCAUCCUUCCUAAGGAAGGGUUUCCGUCGGGAAAUCUUCAUCGCCUUCGUGUGCAGCAUCAGCUACUUGCUGGGGCUGGCGAUGGUGACGGAGGGUGGCAUGUAUGUGUUUCAACUCUUUGACUACUAUGCAGCUAGCGGUGUAUGCCUUCUGUGGGUUGCAUUCUUUGAAUGUUUUGUUAUUGCCUGGAUAUAUGGCAGCGAUAACCUUUAUGACGGUAUUGAGGAUAUGAUUGGCUAUCGGCCUGGUCCCUGGAUGAAGUACAGCUGGGCCGUGGUCACUCCAGUUCUCUGUGUUGGAUGUUUCAUCUUCUCUCUCGUCAAGUACAUCCCCUUGACCUACAACAAAGUCUAUGUGUACCCCACCUGGGCCAUCGGGCUAGGCUGGAGUCUGGCCCUGUCCUCCAUGAUGUGUGUCCCCUUGGUCAUGGUCAUCCGCCUCUGCCAGACGGAAGGGCCAUUUCUUGUGAGACUCAAGUACCUGCUGACCCCAAGGGAACCCAACCGCUGGGCCGUGGAGCGCGAGGGGGCUACGCCCUACAGCUCCCGCCUGGCCGUGAAUGGCGCUCUCAUGAAGCCCACCCACAUCAUAGUAGAGACCAUGAUGUGAGCUGUUGGGCGGCCGGGCUGCUUCCCUGCUGUUUACUAACAUUAGAUUCUCAUAGGACCAGGUUUACAGAGCUUUCUAUUUGCA
This is a messenger RNA of Lontra canadensis (Northern American river otter), 953 nucleotides long. It is a transcript of the gene SLC6A6, whose product is annotated as solute carrier family 6 member 6. Gene Ontology annotation, cellular component: membrane. Gene Ontology annotation, molecular function: taurine:sodium symporter activity. NCBI's taxonomy places the organism in Eukaryota, Metazoa, Chordata, Mammalia, Carnivora, Mustelidae. The record is from RefSeq and is a predicted model, not a curated record. The transcript has 6 exons. The coding region runs from base 60 to 869 and encodes 269 amino acids. Gene Ontology annotation, biological process: sodium ion transmembrane transport; taurine transmembrane transport.